This is a messenger RNA of Colletotrichum spaethianum, 699 nucleotides long. RefSeq lists its product as uncharacterized. Bases 1 to 699 code for a protein of 232 amino acids. Lineage: Eukaryota; Fungi; Ascomycota; Sordariomycetes; Glomerellales; Glomerellaceae. The transcript is spliced from 3 exons. The record is from RefSeq and is a predicted model, not a curated record.
AUGAAGACAUCAGCAGCUGUCGUCCUCGUCGCCUCGGCGCUUGCCUCAGCCCAAUUCAUGUACAACUCGACGAUAGGCCGGUACAACUGCCCUCGUCCCAACGCGGCCUUCUGCACCAGCGACUCCCUUCGCACGGACGUCAUCAUCCGCUGCGACGCCAACGGCCACGGCCUGGCCGCCAGCUGCAGCAACAACCUCGCCGGCCAGUUCCCCCCCGGCGUCCUGCAGCUCGCCCGGUGCUGGCAGUCCCAGUCUCAGUCCGGCGACGCCGCCUGCGAGAAGAACUGCAUCGUCUACGCUGCCCAACCCUUCCAGCUCCCGUCCAGCGUCUGCACGCCGUACGCGACCGCGUCCGGUACGGGUGCCGGGCCGUCGACGACGAACCCCAUCGCCCCCCAGCCGUCCACCAACAACGGCACCAACACCAGUUCCGUCCUCUGCGCCGUGGCCUACGGGAACCGGAACCGGCCCCUCCGCUGGUGGACCUGGCCCUCCGCUGGUGGACCUAGCCCCUCCGGCAACGGCACCGUGCCGACCGAGAGCGGCGGUGACUCUGGCAGCGCGUCGGGUACGCGCACCCCCAUCCCGCCCUCCAAGUCCAUCACCGGCGGCAUCACCCCGGUGCCCACCGCCGGCGCCGUGCAGAACAGCGCCGGAUACCUCGCCCUUGCGGGUCUCGUGGCCGCGUACUUCAUCUAG